Molecule: messenger RNA, 4948 nt
Organism: Falco peregrinus (peregrine falcon)
Lineage: Eukaryota; Metazoa; Chordata; Aves; Falconiformes; Falconidae
Gene: HDC
Product: histidine decarboxylase
Exons: 12
Coding region: 2758-4755 (665 amino acids)
Biological process (GO): histamine biosynthetic process; L-histidine catabolic process
Molecular function (GO): histidine decarboxylase activity; pyridoxal phosphate binding
Source: RefSeq, a predicted model, not a curated record
GAAUGGGGAAAGAAUUACGUUAUACAAUAUGAAGUAAAAAUCUUCCUUCUUCAAACUUUGGAGUUUGUAGAAUUGACAGUUAGGAGAAAAUCCUAAGUAUCCUGGUAUUGGUAUAAAUUUGGCAAAUUCAAUCCCCAUUGGCAAAUUUUACUCCAAAAUAAUCAAAAGAUAAUAAAAAAUGGAAAAUCUGUGGUGUUGGUUUUUAGAAGAAUUGUCUUCAAGGAUAUAUUCAUGCUCAGCUGGUACAAGGACUUGAAGCAAGCCUUGUGCAGUGACUAACUGGAAAUUACUAUAUUUUAGGGUUGAUUUCUUUGGGUUUUUUCUUCCCCCGCCCCCUUCCCCCCCCAAACUAUCUAUUAAGUUACUAGCAAAUGCAGGAACAAAUUAAUCAAGUUAAAUGUGCUCGUUAGGUGUUGCUGCGAUUGGAUUGCUCUGUGAUCAAAAUAAUGUUUGCGUCCCCACGUCCCACAAACUUAACUACAGUUUAAUCUGUGUUCUUAAUAAUGAUAAGAAUUUCAGCAUUCGUCAGAGUAGUGAUAGUGGUAGUGUUCAUGUCCAAAUGGAGCAUUUCCCACGGUUUUGAUGGCAGAGACCUUUGUAGCAAACAAUGAAAAGAACGUUUUCUAUUCAUUCUGCUUCCUGUGAGCAAAUAUUCUAUUCCUCAUUGUCUGUAACAAAAUCCUUCCAAGUGCAGGGUAGCUAUAACAAAGAUUUAUUUAUCACCAGCAAUAUUUACCCUACCUGUAAUUCAUUAUCACCUAUUUUAUUCUAGUUCCGAACAGGACCUGCUGUUUGUUCUCUUCUGCACAGAACGAGAAACCGACCUGAUGAAACUAUCACCUUUGAGCAAAGGUGUAGGGUAUGUGUCACAUGGAAUAGUUAUUGUGUAGUCGAGCUCUGAAAACAUUGUUAGAAGUAUUGCUCCUUAUUUGCUGUUCCAAAUUGAAAUCAUAAAUGUAAUUAGCUACCAAUUUUCUUUGAACAGAUGUCCGUAUGUUAAAAUAAUGUAUGAGUUAGUUGUAAUGAACUAGAAUCACAGGUUUUAAGAAUUUUCACCUCUUUUUGAGUUGGUCCUGUGCUUGAUGCCAGUCCCUUCUUGCUGCCUUUGUUCCCCUUUAUGGUAGCAUUUGCAGCAAAGCCAAGAGAGGUUCAUAAAUCGAUAUUAACUGUGAGGACAGCUUGUUGGAUUUUCUCCUUCUGUUUCCAGAAAACUCUGAGAUAAAGCAGAUGAAUAUGCAUACAGUACGGGGGUUUUUUGCACUUCUUGUGCUUGUUCUUUCGGUGCCUUUAUCAAUAUUUUUUAUUAUUUCAGUAUAUUAAUCUGAUGUGCGUGUAUCAGAGCAUCUUUGUCAUAUCUGUGAAAUGGUUCUUUCUCAAAUAUCUAAUCACAGCAGAAACUAGGAAAGGUUUUCACACUGUUCUGUGGAAAGUAUGCGGUGGAGAAAGAUGUAACAACUUCCUAGAAUAAUGAAUGCAUUUAGGCAGCGUUAUAGUACCUGUGGCAGAAAAUCAAAGCUGCUCUGACAGCCAGUUCUCUUCUGUAUGAUGAGAAUAAAGAAACUGCUGUCACGUAUCAGAGGAAGGGUGUCAGCCUAGACGGGUAUCCUGCCUCCAACAGGGCUGGCCCUAAGCAGGAGCCUAGGGUAUAGCAAAAAUAGGGCAAGCAUAUACUUUACAAUGUAAUAAUUUCUUUUUCUGGUUCUUAGUCCGUAAGUCCCACCUCUCUUUUCCCAGGACUGCCUGGUAUCAGUGUAGAGCCAGGUGCGUUCCUUCUGGUGAAAGUAAGUGCUCAACAUUGGAUACAGUGUCAAACAAAGGUGAUGCUGCCAAGGAGGUCAGGAUGUAUUCUCAGGUACUACAGCUGGAACAAGGGGGAAUCUAUAUGGCUGCACUUCCAAACUGAGGAUCAUCCAGGUGCAGGAGCUGGAGGAAUUCAGGAGAUCUAAGGCCAAAUCCCAGUGCGUAUGCAUAUCAUGCGUGAGGAAAGGAAGAGCAGUGAGGGGGGAAGAUAUGUUUUCCCAGCUCAGCAAUCUAGGGUGGUAUCAGUGGAGGAACAUCACCCUGCAGUGUAACCUCAUCUUAUCUGGAAGGGCAAGAUAUCCACACAGGAUCAUUGCAGCUUUGUACAGCAGUUCUGGAACUGGCAGUAAUUGUAGUGCCUUUCUUUCUAGCAGCAAGGGACUGACAGCGUAGGUACUGAAGCCUUGGGGGAUGUAGGUAUGCUCUGGGGAAAACACGGUCCUACAAUUUUUUUUUUUUUCUUUAAAUGAAAAGUCCUUGCCUGCAGUGUCAAAUUUGUUCUUGCUGCUGGCACGUUUUAAUGACUACUGUUCAGUGUGCUAGAGUGACAUGUCUGCCUUUAUUUGGUUUUGGAAACUCUUGAGCUUUUACUUUCCCACAAGUCUGAUGUUAAUGCGUCAUGUAUUUAUGACGUGGAUUACUGUGGGACUUCUGAAAGAUCAUUUGAAAGUAGGAAAGGAUUAGCCCAGAGGCAGCCCCUCUUAGAGAUAGACUCUUAAACAUCAAAAGAGCGCAGAUGAGAACAUACGAGAGACUAAAAGCCCUCAGUUGGGAGGAGUUUAAGAUAAACGCUCACCAAUAACCUGCCUGCGUUAAACCUUUUCCAGAAUGCGUGAGUCUGAGAGAGCAAGGGAGCUAUAAAGGGUGAAGCAGCUAGCAGGGCACCAGACCAAACUGCCCACCUCUCCUGAAAGGUUGUGGCCCAGGUGUGAAGAGGUGCUUUUAGAAGGAAUCAGCAUGGAGCCUGAGGAGUACAGACGGAGAGGGAAGGAGAUGGUGGACUACAUCUGCCAGUACCUGAGCAAUGUGAGAGAGAGACGAGUGACUCCUGAUGUACAGCCAGGUUACAUGAGAGCCCAGUUGCCAGAUUCUGCCCCAAUGGACCCAGACAGCUGGGACAACAUCAUUGGAGAUAUAGAGAAGAUUAUUAUGCCUGGGGUAGUCCAUUGGCAAAGUCCACACAUGCAUGCCUACUUUCCAGCUCUUACUUCCUGGCCUUCACUCCUUGGAGAUAUGUUGGCUGAUGCAAUUAACUGCUUGGGAUUCACAUGGGCCUCCAGUCCAGCCUGUACAGAGCUGGAAAUGAAUGUGAUGGAUUGGUUGGCUAAAAUGCUGGGCCUUCCAGAUAAAUUCCUGCACCACCAUCCCGACAGUGUGGGUGGAGGAGUAUUACAGAGCACUGUGAGUGAAUCAACCUUGGUUGCACUGCUAGCAGCAAGGAAAAACAAAAUUCUGGAGAUGAAGCUUUCAGAGCCAGACACUGAUGAGUCCUCACUCAAUUCUCGCCUCAUCGCUUACGCAUCUGAUCAAGCACAUUCUUCUGUAGAAAAGGCUGGCUUGAUUUCUCUUGUGAAGAUGAAAUUUCUGCCUGUGGAUGAGAACUUUUCCCUCAGAGGUGAAACUUUGAAGAAAGCCAUUGCAGAAGACAGAAGGAAAGGCCUAGUGCCAGUCUUUGUUUGUGCAACUUUGGGUACAACUGGUGUCUGUGCUUUUGACAGUCUCUCAGAACUGGGUCCAAUUUGUGAUGCUGAGGGACUCUGGCUUCAUAUUGACGCUGCGUAUGCAGGAACAGCAUUUGUAUGCCCUGAAUUUCGAUUAUUCUUGGAUGGAAUUGAAUAUGCAGAUUCCUUUACCUUUAACCCUUCCAAAUGGAUGAUGGUUCAUUUUGACUGCACUGGAUUUUGGGUUAAGGAUAAAUACAAACUACAUCAAACCUUCAGUGUUAACCCUGUUUACCUCAGACAUCCCAAUUCAGGAGCUGCUGUUGAUUUCAUGCACUGGCAAAUUCCACUCAGUCGUCGAUUUCGUUCUUUGAAGUUGUGGUUUGUGAUUCGUUCAUUUGGGGUGAAAAAGCUUCAGGCUCAUGUCCGACAUGGUACUGAAACAGCCAAAUUCUUUGAAUCCUUGGUUAAAAGUGAUCCACUCUUUGAAAUUCCUGCCACAAGACAUCUUGGACUGGUUGUAUUCCGUCUAAAGGGUCCCAACUGGCUGACAGAAAAACUCCUGAAAGAACUAAGCAGUUCUGGCAGGCUCUUCCUUGUUCCAGCAACUGUUCGUGACAAAUUCAUCAUUCGCUUUACUGUAACGUCUCAGUUCACAACCAGGGAAGAUAUUCUGCAAGACUGGAACAUCAUUCAACAUACUGCAGCCCAAAUUGUUAGCCAGAAUUAUGGGUUGCACUGCAUCAGUUCUGGUGAUGGGUCAAGAAUAAUCCCUAAUAUGAUAGUUGAGCCUAGCUCUGAUGCCACUAGUAAUGAUUCUCAGCUUUAUCUAGAUAGAGGAAAACACAAAAUGCCUUCCAGAAAAAUAGUAGUUCAGCCUAAGAAGUCAGCAGCAAGUCCCAGUACAUGUGUGGUUAGUCAACAAGUGAGAGGUCAAGGGGAUCCUCUAGAUGACUGUUUUCCGGAAGAUGUCCAGGAUGUUACCAAACAUAAGUUAACUUCUUUUUUAUUCAGUUAUUUAUCUGUUCAAGGCAAGAAAAAGACAGCACGUUCCCUUAGCUGCAACAGUGUGCCAAUGACUGGUAGUCUCGAGCAAUGUAACCCCAAGGCAGCAGCCACUGAGAAGGAGUCUCAUGCAAAUGCCAGAAUUCUUUCCAGGCUGCCUGAAGAGGUGAUGAUCAAAAAAAGUGCCUUCAAAAAACUAAUUAAGUUCUACAGUGUCCCGAACUUUCCAGAGUGUAGCAUUCAGUGUGGCCUUCAGCUGCCUUGUUGUCCUCUGCAAGCCAUUGUUUAACAAGUAAAAGAGCUCGGUCCGUAAGACUUCUCCAGGUAGAGAACCAAAGUUUGUUUAUUCACAUGCAAUACUACGUGUUACUUUGUCCAAUAUGUAAGUAGUGGCAAUGACCACACAGAAAAUUCCUGUGCUUUUACUGGUGGAAACCUCGUGUACUUAUAGAUUAAAAUACCAAAUAAAUCUUGCAGCCGUA